GUGCCCUCACUCAAGAUGGCGGCGGUUCCCGGCCCUCUCCGCCGCCUUCCCCCGUGCCCUCACUCAAGAUGGCGGCGGCCGAGACGGCGUCGUGGCAGGGCGGGGCGGGCGGGCGGAAGCGCAGGUAGGGGCCGCGCCGCCGGUAGCGCCUGUCCCGGCCCGGCCCCGCACGGCCCGGCACCAUGGGACUGUUACACGGCCAACUGGAACCCGCUGGGCGAGGAGGCCUUCUACCGUGAGGGGGGUAAGUUCGAGCUGUACAAUGAGUGGAGCCUGAAGGAGGACCUGCGGGACUGCCUGGUGGCGGCCCGCCCGUACGGAGGGCCCAUAGCUCUGCUGAAGAACAACGCCCGGAAGGAGAAAUCCCCCGGCGUCCGCCCGCUGCUGGAGAUCUACUCGGCCUCGGGGCUUCUCCUGGCCAGCAUCCCGUGGAAUAGCGGCCAGCUGGUGCAUGGCUGGACAGCCAGCGAGGACCUGCUGUGCAUCCAGGAGGAUGGCACUGUUCUCGUCUACAACCUCUUCUGCGAGUUCAAGCGCAACUUCAGCAUGGGCAACGAGGUGCUGCAGAACCAUGUGCUGGAGGCGAAGGUUCACACAGAGUACGGCACCGGUGUGGCCAUCCUCACCGGUGCGCACCGUUUCUCCCUGACCACCAACAUUGACGACCUGAAGCUGCGCAGGAUGCCCGAGGUUCCUGGUCUGCAGAAGCCGCCCUCCUGCUGGGCCGUGCUGUCCCCAGGACAGAGUCACCAUCAUCUGCUGGCAGUCGGACAGGACCUCUACCUCCUGGACAACACCUCCUGCUCUGUGGUGGUGAGUGAGCCACCCCCUCCUGGCAUGAGCCCCUCCGCCGGUGCCUAUGUGCAGAUGGCCGUGUCCUUCAACUACCGCUGCCUGGCACUCUUCACCGAUACUGGCUAUGUCUGGAUGGAUCAACAGCCCACCACUAAUUACUUUUUCCCCGCUGGUCACAGUUCUGCUACAUCCAUACCCAAACUUGCUGGUCCUAGUACCAUUUCCUGGGCAGUCUCAUCCUUAUCACCACUGCAGGAGAAGCUCUGCGAGUUCAACAGCAGCAUCCGAUCUCCACCCAAGCAGAUGGUUUGGUGCAUGCGUCCCCGGAGCCGGCAGCGUGCCGUGGUGGUGGCCUGGGACCGGCAGCUGAUGGUGGUGGGGAACUCCACGGAGUGCAUCCAAUUUGUCCUGGAUGAGGACUCCUACCUAGUGCCCGAGCUGGAUGGGGUCCGGAUCUUGUCUCGCACCUCCCACGAGUUCCUGCAUGAGAUUCCAGAGGCCAGCCAGGAGAUCUUCAAGAUCGCCUCCAUGGCCCCAGGGGCACUUCUGCUGGAGGCACAGAAGGAGUACGAGAAGGAGAGCCAGAAGGCAGACGAAUACCUGCGGGAGAUCAAGGACCAGAAGCUGCUCCCGGAGGCGGUGAGCCAGUGCAUCGAGGCAGCCGGCUACGAGCACGAGCCAGACACCCAGAAGUCGCUGCUGAGGGCAGCCUCCUUCGGGAAGUGCUUCAUCGACAAGUUCCCCGCGGAGAGCUUCGUGCGCAUGUGCCAGGACCUGCGGGUGCUCAAUGCCAUCCGGGACUACCAGAUCGGCAUCCCCCUCACCUUCACCCAAUACAAGCGGCUCACCAUCGAGGUCCUGCUGGACAGGCUGGUCCUGCGGCGGCUCUACCCGCUGGCCAUCAGGAUCUGCGAGUACCUGCGCCUGUCGGAGAUCCAGGGCGUCAGCCGCAUCCUGGCCCACUGGGCCUGCUACAAGGUGCAGCAGAAGGACAAGUCUGACGAGGAGGUGGCCCACGCCAUCAACCAGAAGCUGGGCGACACACCGGGCAUCUCCUACUCCGAGAUCGCUGCCCGGGCUUAUGACUGUGGCAGGACGGAGCUGGCCAUCAAGCUGCUGGAGUAUGAGCCGCGCUCUGGGGAGCAGGUCCCGCUGCUGCUCAAGAUGAAGCGGAGCAAGCUGGCCCUCAGCAAAGCCAUCGAGAGCGGGGACACCGACCUGGUCUACACCGUCGUGCUCCACCUGAAGAAUGAGCUGAAUCGUGGCACCUUCUUCAUGACGCUGCAGAACCAGCCGGUGGCCCUGAGCCUGUACCGCCAGUUCUGCAAGCACCAGGAGCGGGAGACGCUGAAGGACCUGUAUAACCAGGACGACAAUCACCAGGAGCUCGGCAAUUUCCACGUCCACUCCAGCUACUCGGAGAAGCGCAUCGAAGGGCGAGUAGGAGCUCUGCAGAACGCCCUGGAUGAGUACUACAAAGCCAAGAACGAGUUUGCUGCCAAGGCCACAGAGGAUCAGAUCAAGCUCCUGCGGCUCCAGCGACACCUCCAGGAGGACUUUGACAAGCCCUAUCUCGACCUCUCGCUGCACGACACCGUCUCCAACCUCAUCCUGGACGGCCACCACAAGCGAGCCGAGCAGCUCUACCGGGAGUUCAAGAUCCCCGACAAGAGGUACUGGUGGCUGAAGAUCAGCGCCCUGGCCAACCGCGGCGACUGGGAGGAGAUGGAGAAGUUCUCCAAGAGCAAGAAGUCACCCAUUGGGUACCUGCCCUUCGUGGAGAUCUCGGUGAAACACCACAACCGCUACGAGGCCAAGAAGUACGCGCCCCGCGUGACCCCCGAGCAGCGUGUCAAGGCCUUCGUCCUGGUGGGGGACCUGGACCAGGCGGCCGAUGCCGCCAUCGAGCACAAGAACGAGACGGAGAUGAACUUUGUCCUGUCCAAGUGCACCGCCAGCACCGACGCCGCCGUGGCGGAGAAGCUGAACCGAGCCCGAGCCCAGCUCCUGAAGAAGUGAGCCCCAGCGGUGGGGGGCCCUGCCCUGGCCCCUUUCCCACCACACGCUCCGGGGCAGGGGUGGCUCCAGCCCCCCUGUCCUGCCACUGGAGCCGCUGUCCUGUCCCCCCACGCCUCCCCCUUGCUGCGGGGGGUCCGUGGACGAGGGCAGGGUGACAGAAGGGUGUCCAUGUCCUGCGCCAGGGCUGGGGUCACCCUGGCAGUGUCCCCCUCGCAGUGGCUACGAGGCCGGGGUCUUCCUCGCUGGCUGCAAAAUACAGUGGGAUGCCCCCCCCCCCCCCCAGUGCCUGCACAGCCCCCUCUUGCCGUGUAGCCCCCUCCCUUCUUGUUCAGUAAAGAGAAGAGU
Molecule: messenger RNA, 3159 nt
Organism: Harpia harpyja (harpy eagle)
Lineage: Eukaryota; Metazoa; Chordata; Aves; Accipitriformes; Accipitridae
Gene: VPS16
Product: VPS16 core subunit of CORVET and HOPS complexes
Biological process (GO): intracellular protein transport; endosomal transport; vacuole fusion, non-autophagic
Cellular component (GO): lysosomal membrane; HOPS complex; endosome
Molecular function (GO): actin binding
Source: RefSeq, a predicted model, not a curated record